Beauveria bassiana ARSEF 2860 is the source of this 1344-nucleotide messenger RNA. Its product is annotated as amidohydrolase-like protein. NCBI's taxonomy places the organism in Eukaryota, Fungi, Ascomycota, Sordariomycetes, Hypocreales, Cordycipitaceae. The transcript has a single exon. Gene Ontology annotation, molecular function: hydrolase activity, acting on carbon-nitrogen (but not peptide) bonds. The coding region runs from base 1 to 1344 and encodes 447 amino acids. The record is from RefSeq and is a predicted model, not a curated record.
AUGACGGAAAAGACCAGCCCUGCUGCAUUGUCAAACGAGGUGACCAUUCCUUGGACACUUCCUCCUCCACCCAGAUACAUACUGACGGGCGCCAAUCUCAUUGAUCCCGUCCAAGGCAAGGUAGUGAAGAAUGCGACGGUGCAUCUUCACAACGGCCUGGUCAAGUCUGUCAAUGGCGAUCCCAGUGAAUGGGAGAGCGAUUCUUCCGCGACAAAGAUCGAUCUGGGGGGGAAAUUCGUGUGUCCUGGUUUGAUCGAUUGCCAUGUUCACCUCGUGGCGGUUCCCGGAAAGGGGGGGCUGGAAGCGGUCAAGGAUAUGAACAUGUCUGCUUCACUCUUGCGCCAACCACAGGUAUGCAGAUCCAUGUUGGAGAGGGGCUUCACCACCGUGAGGGAUUGCGGAGGCGCCUUGUAUCCGUUGAAACAGGCCAUUGAGGAGAAUGUGCAUCCAGGGCCACGACUGUUCAUUGCCGGCCACGCAUUGUCCCAGACGGGCGGUCACGGAGACAUGAGGGGGAUCUCGGAUGAACACGAAUGUUGCGGCGGAACAACGGAGGGCGUGGGGCGGGUGAUUGACGGCGUACCUGAUUGCCUCAAGUACGCCAGAGAGGAAAUUCGCCAAGGAGCAGACUUCAUCAAGAUCAUGGGUGGCGGAGGGGUGGCCAGUCCGACAGACAAGAUUGAAAACAUUCAGUUUUCAGACGAGGAAAUCCGCGCCAUUGUCACCGUCGCAACAAAUGCAGGCACUUAUGUGACCACGCAUGCCUACACGCCCAGGGCCAUUCAGCAAGCCAUCUCACAAGGCGUCAUGGGCGUCGAGCACGGCAACCUGAUUGACGAAAAGACUGCGCAACUCAUGGCCGAGAAGGGCGCCUUUCUCACACCCACCCUCAUCACCUACGCCACCAUGGGAGAAUACGACGGUUUCCUACCACCAGCCUCUGCAAAGAAAAACAAGGAGGUGUUGGACAAGGGGCUGCAAGCCAUCAAGAUUGCCGCCGAAGCCGGUGUGACCAUUUGCUUCGGAACAGAUCUACUCGGCGAGCUGCACUUUGCGCAGCCCCGAGAAUUCGGACUGCGCAGCCAGGUCCAGAGUGCGCUGCAGAUUCUGCAGAGCGCGACCAUUAAUGCGGCCCGCAUGCUCCGACAGGACAGCUUUUUGGGCCAGGUCUCCCCAGACUUUGCGGCUGAUUUGCUGAUUCUCAACAAGAACCCCCUGGAAGACAUUACCAUUCUGGACGAGCCAGACAAGCACGUGCUGGCAACAAUCAAGGCGGGACGCGUUCACGCUUCGAGGUGGUCAAAGAUGGCGACUGAUUUGCACCGACUUGAUAACAUUGCUUAG